AUGGCGCAAUCACUGGAGCUUCUUCUCCUUCAAUUCCUAAUGCCGGACAACGAGGCGCGAAUGCAAGCCGAGAAUCAAAUAAAACGUUUGGCUCGGGAUCCGCUCGUUGUUCCGGAGCUUAUCGAUCAUAUCCGGUCCGCGAAAUUGCCUCAUGUCCGGCAACUCUCCGCCGUUAUCCUUCGUAAGAAGAUCACCGGUCAUUGGCCGAAGCUUCCGGAUGAUAUUCGCCAGCUUGUCAAACAAUCUCUCAUUGAAAGCAUCACUACUGAAUCCAGUCCAGCUGUUAGACGAGCUAGUGCAAAUGCGGCAAGUAUCAUUGCGAAGUAUGCUGUUCCAGGUGGUGAAUGGCCUGAUCUACUGCCAUUUGUGUUCCAGUGCGGUCAAAGUCCACAAGAAGAUCUCAGACAGGUGGGAUUAUUGUUGUGCAGCUCCUUAACAGAGACAAUCGGGGAUUCAUUCCAACCAUAUUACGCAGACUUGCAAUUACUUUUACUCAAAUGCCUACAAGAUGAGCUCAGUGAUAUUAGAGUUUCUGCUCUUAAGGCAGUUGGAGCUUUUCUCGAGUCUACUCAUGAUGAAUCCCAAGUGGUUAAAUUUUGUGAGCUUAUUCCCAGCAUAUUAAACUUUUCGAGAGAAUGCCUUGUGUCUGGUGACGAAGAUAUUUCCAUAAUUGCUUUUGAGAUAUUUGAUGAACUGAUUGAAUCUCCAGCACCCCUUCCUGGAGAAUCAAUUAAGUAUGUAGUGCAGUUCUCUCUUGAGGUUUGCUCAAAUACAAACAUGGAAAUUAGUACCCGUCAUCAGGCUAUUCAAAUUAUUUCAUGGCUUGCAAAAUAUAAAUCAAAUUCUCUUAAGGAGAACAGUUUGAUCAUUCCGAUCCUCCAAAUUAUGUGUCAGUUGCUUACAGAAGCAACUAACAGUGAUGAAGAUGAUGAUCUCUCACCAGAUCGAGCUGCUGCAGAAGUUCUUGAUACUAUGUCACUAAAGCUGUCAAAGUAUGUGUUUCCAUCUGUCUUUGAAUUUGCUUCUGGGAACAACCGCAGCUUCGAUCCAAAGCUAAGAGAAGCGUCUGUCAUGGUUUUGGGUUUGAUCUCAGAGGGUUGUUUAGAGUUGAUGAAGGAGAAUAUUAAACCAGAUCUUGAUAUUGUCUUAGAAGCUUUAAGAGAUCCUGAGCAGGUUGUAAGAGGAGCUGCAUCGUAUGCAUUAGGUCAAUUUGCCAAGUAUCUGCAGCCCGACAUUAUCUCUCACUAUGAAAGGAUUCUCCCUCGUAUAUUGAAAUCACUACACGAUCCAUCAGAUGAUGUGAAGGAGAAAACUUACUAUGCCUUGGCAGCAUUUUGUGAGAAUUUUGGUGUGGAUAUCAUCCAAUUUAUUGACCCACUAAUGGGAAAACUACUCGAUUCUCUUCAAAAUAGUCCGAGAACAUCACAGAAAGCAUGCUUGUCCGCAAUUGGUUCAAUUGCAUCUGCUGCAGAGAAAGCAUUUAUUCCAUAUGCUGAAAGGGUUUUGGAAUUGAUGAAAACUUUCAUGAUGCUUAGAAAUGACGAUGACCUCCUGUUACGAGCAACCGCUACUGAAUUGAUGGGAAUAGUUGCAAAGAUUGCAGGACAGGAAAGAAUGGAAGCAAUCUUACCACCUUUUAUUGAAGCUGCAGUUUCUGGGUAUUGGCUGGGGUGCAGUGAACUGCGUGAGUAUACUCAUGGAUUUUUCAGCAAUGUGACAGAAAUUUUGAGAGACAGAGUUGUUCAGUAUCUUCCUCAUGUGGUACCUUUGGCAUUUUUUUCUUGCAAUCUUGAUGAUGAGCCUUCAAUUCAUAUUGAUGAUUCAGAUGAGGAUGAAGAUGUCAUUGGAUUAGGUGCAAUUUCAUCAGAUGACGAAGCUCAAGAUGACCCGAGAGUUGGGAACAUCAGUAUAAGAACCAAGGUUGUAGAUGAAAAGGCUGCUGCCACUCAAUCCCUUGGUCUAUUUGCUCUUCAUACAAAGAUUGCAUAUGCUCCAUAUUUAGAAGAGUCAGUGAAGAUUAUGGUGAAGCAUUCCAUAUACUUCCAUGGAGAUGUCCGACUUCAGGCCAUUACUGGUUUGCAACAUAUUUUGACAGCUGCCCAUGCCUUUUUACAAGGUCAGAAUGAAGGAACAUCAAAGACAAAACAACUUCUUGGUACUGUGAUGACCAUUUAUACCAAGACUCUGAAUGAAGAUGAUGACAAGGAAGUAGUUGCUCAAGCUUGCAUGAGUGUAGCAAAAAUCACUAAGGAUUUUGAAUAUGUCGCCAUUGAACCUUAUAUUCCUCAGCUUGUAGAGUCGACUCUGAUAUUGUUGCAGCAGAAGUCAGCUUGCCAGCAAGUAGAAUCUUACAGUGAUAGCGAUAAGGAUGAUUUUGGACAUGAUAAAAUGCUUAUGGAUGCUGUUACAGACCUCCUUUCUGCUUUUUCAAAGGCUAUGGGUUCUAACUUCGCAACAAGCUUUGCAACUCUCUAUGAUGCCUUAAUGGAAUUUGCGAAAGGAUCACGCUCACCUCAAGAUUGGACUAUGGUGGUUGCUUGUCUUGCGGAAGUUGCUCAGAAUAUGGGCUCUCCAGUAUCUGACUACAUAGACCCAGUGAUGCCCUUUGUAUUAAAAGAAUUAGCUUCAUCAUCGGCAACCAAUAGGAGGAAUGCUGCAUUCUGUGUCGGUGAGCUGUUCAAGAAUGGUGGAAACUGCGGUCUGAAAUACUUAAGUGACGCUUUACACUGCCUUUAUCCACUGCUCGAAGAAUCUGAGCCAGACCAUGCAGUAAGAGAUAAUGCUGCAGGUGCAAUUGCAAAGAUGAUUAUGACACACCGGGAUUCUGUCCCACUAAAUCAGGUUCUCCCUCUUCUUAUCAAAGUUCUUCCCAUAAAAGAAGAUCGAGAGGAAUCUGCACCUGUUUAUAAUUGCAUUUGCAACCUUGUUUUGCAAUCCAACUCACAGAUCCUUCAACUAGUUUCAGAUUUGGUUAUGGUAUUUGCACAAGUGGCCGCUUCACCAUACGAAACACGAGAAGUUAAACUUCAAAUAGGAGCAGCUAUCUCUCACUUAAUAUCACUCUAUGGGCGAAAAAUGCAGCCCAUUUUGAGAAACCUCCAACCAACAUAUGCUCGUGCGUUGGCUGCUAUUGUACCAAAGAGUUGAUGAACAUCAAGUGCAGCAACAUUUCCAGAUUCAAUUGAUAAUACAUCUCCCUCCAAUAGGAAUCAUUCUGGAGUUUACUUCGUUGAUUUUUCAGCCCAGAUGAUUAACUAUCAUUUUACCAAGGUUUUGGCCUUCCCAAGAGUACAGUUAAUACAUACUUAUUAUAUCUCUAGCAAGCAUAAUCACAAAAAAAGUAUUCCCAUAAUUCUAGUUAAACCAUAUUGAUAAGUUUGGCAAUUGGUAAUAUAUGCUUUUUACCCUUUAAAGAAAGAAGAUUCUCAGAUGAAUGUAUAUAU
Messenger RNA from Erigeron canadensis, 3443 nucleotides. Its product is annotated as importin-4-like. Lineage: Eukaryota; Viridiplantae; Streptophyta; Magnoliopsida; Asterales; Asteraceae. The transcript has 21 exons. Gene Ontology annotation, biological process: protein import into nucleus. Gene Ontology annotation, cellular component: cytoplasm; nucleus. Gene Ontology annotation, molecular function: small GTPase binding; nuclear import signal receptor activity. Bases 1 to 3147 code for a protein of 1048 amino acids. The record is from RefSeq and is a predicted model, not a curated record.